Molecule: messenger RNA, 459 nt
Organism: Cooperia oncophora
Lineage: Eukaryota; Metazoa; Nematoda; Chromadorea; Rhabditida; Trichostrongylidae
Source: the annotation of a GenBank genome assembly
AUGCAUUGUAUUACGGAGACACGUGAAGAAAUAAGACAAGCUGCACGAUUCAAUUCAUCUCGUACUUGUGCAAUCAGGAAGACAUUGCGAUCCAUCGAAGAAGAAUGCGACUGCUCUAUCGCACGUGCAUUCACAUCUGAACCCAUUUCGCAUCAUAAAUCGUGCAAUGUGGACGACUAUUUUGGAUGUGUACGUGGAGUAGUCGAUAAAACAAUGGAAAGAGGCUCCGACGGCGAAUGCUUGCCCAGUUGCGAAAGUGUAGACUAUAUCGCUUGGCAGGAUAUGAAUAUACUUCCACAACAUCUCAUGCCAGCUCUCAUCGAAGGACAUGAGGAAGAUGACGAAGAAGAGGUGGAGCAGGAUGACAUCGAAGAAGAUAAAUACCUAGAGAUUACGAAUCGAACCUACGAAACGUUCUUUCAAUGCGAAGAGAACAACUACUUAGACCCUGUGCAGGUU